AUGGCUAAUGGUUUACACGAGACGAAAAAUGACAAAGAUUCGAUGAAAGGGUUGCUUGCUGAUGUUGCCCAUACUAAGGCCAUCUCAACAUAUGCAGAGUUUGUUGAUCCGAAUGAUUGUACGAUGGGAGAUACUGAGGAAGUAAAUGUUGGUACAGAUUUUGUAGGGCAGCCUGGUAACAACUCAGUUAUUGACUCGAACGAUGCGAUGAUUUCGGAUGAAGACUUACAUUGA
Molecule: messenger RNA, 234 nt
Organism: Linum trigynum
Lineage: Eukaryota; Viridiplantae; Streptophyta; Magnoliopsida; Malpighiales; Linaceae
Source: the annotation of a GenBank genome assembly